Seriola aureovittata is the source of this 6741-nucleotide messenger RNA. It is a transcript of the gene dlg4a, whose product is annotated as disks large homolog 4. Gene Ontology annotation, cellular component: neuromuscular junction; postsynaptic density membrane; neuron projection. Bases 751 to 3078 code for a protein of 775 amino acids. Gene Ontology annotation, biological process: chemical synaptic transmission; AMPA glutamate receptor clustering; postsynaptic neurotransmitter receptor diffusion trapping. The record is from RefSeq and is a predicted model, not a curated record. The transcript is spliced from 22 exons. NCBI's taxonomy places the organism in Eukaryota, Metazoa, Chordata, Actinopteri, Carangiformes, Carangidae. Gene Ontology annotation, molecular function: kinase binding.
CUUCAAGUCACUCUUGCUGAGCUUCGUGUUUUCUUUUUCUGUGAUGCAUAUGUAAUUCACACUCUCCUCCUCAACACAUUUUCUUUCGGUCUAAUUCCUUCUGUCUUCACACACACACACACACGCACACACGCACUCACCCACUCUCCCUCUCCUUUUCUCUCUCCUUGACUGUCCCCUCCCUCACUUCUUCCUCUCCAUCCUCUGCUGUUUUGCUGUCUUAUUCUCUGUUUCUCUUUUUCCCUUUCUUUCCACAGUGUGAACCCCCCUUUUUUUUAAUCCCCACCACCUCUGUUUUCCAUCUCCAUCCUCCCCUUCCUCCAUUUCCUUUCAUAUUCAUUCCAUCAUUUCUCUUUCUUUUCCGCUGUUUCGCUCUCGCCUUGAAAAAAAAAAAAAAACGGAUAAUAUAAUCUCACCUUCCCUUUUCUCCGCUCUUUCUCUCUCAUACUAAAUUCCGAGACCACCCUCUCUCCUCUCCUCUCCUCUCUCUUUUCUUUGCUCACUCUCUCUAUUUCCCUGUGGCCCUCCCCCUCCCUUUUCAUGUUUCCCCCUCCCUCCAUCCUCUCUUUCCCUCGCUGGUUCAGUUAGUCAAAGAAGAGAUUCACGGAAGGAGAGAAAAGGGGGGAAAGGCAGGACGAGAGUGAGAGCGCAGGAGUGGGGCAGGCUGGGGAGAGGGGUGUGGGGUCUCAGCCCUCUGUCGUGGGGGGUUGGGGGGGUUGAGAUACACCCCAAUAUUUUGUUCUAAGUACCAUGGACUGCCUCUGCAUUGUGACUACAAAGAAGUACAGGUACCAGGAUGAGGAGACGCCCCCCUUGGAGCACAGUCCAGCACAUCUGGCUCCUGGGAAAAGUGCCGAGAUGCUUCAUAUGAGUGAUAAGAACCUUGCUGCCAUGGAGGCCAUACAUGGCUACACACCACACACACAUAUCUCUCCUGUCAAGCCUGUGUUGAUGUCUACGGGACACACUCCAAUGUACACCUCCGCUGUUUCCACACUGGGAAAUACUCCUCCAGUGGUGGUGAACACUGACACGCUCGAUGGCUCCCCAUAUGUAAAUGGGACAGAAGGGGAAAUCGAAUAUGAAGAGAUCACACUGGAGAGAGGCAACUCAGGCCUAGGCUUCAGCAUUGCGGGGGGAACAGACAAUCCCCAUGUGGGCGACGACCCCAGCAUCUUCAUCACCAAAAUCAUACCUGGAGGAGCCGCAGCUCAGGAUGGACGGCUUAGUGUGAACGACUGCAUCUUAUUUGUGAAUGAUGUUGAUGUGAGGGAGGUGACACACAGCCAAGCUGUGGAAGCUCUUAAGGAGGCAGGUGCUAUCGUCCGCCUCUACGUUCUCCGCAGAAAACCAGCAGCUGAGAAAGUCACUGAAAUCAAACUCAUCAAAGGGCCUAAAGGAUUGGGUUUCAGCAUUGCUGGAGGGGUGGGAAACCAGCACAUACCAGGAGAUAACAGUAUCUACGUCACCAAGAUCAUUGAAGGAGGGGCGGCUCAUAAAGAUGGGCGUCUGCAGAUCGGGGACAAGAUCUUAGCGGUGAACAGCGUGUGUCUGGAGGAUGUGAUGCAUGAGGAUGCGGUGGGGGCUCUGAAGAACACAGCCGAGGUGGUGUACCUCAGGGUGGCCAAGCCCAACAACCUGUUCCUGACCAACUCCUACAACCCUCCAGACCUCACCAGCACAUAUUCCCAUAUGGAUACUGAACUCAGCCACCCCAACUAUCUUGGGUCAGAUUACCCACAAGCCCUCACUCCCACUUCACCUAGUCGGUUUUCUCCUGUUCUGCAUGGCAUGAUGGGAGAUGAUGACAUCCCAAGGGAGCCUCGCAGAGUUUUGAUCCACCGAGGCUCCACAGGUCUGGGAUUCAACAUUGUUGGAGGAGAGGAUGGAGAGGGAAUCUUUAUCUCCUUCAUCCUGGCAGGAGGGCCAGCUGAUCUCAGCGGAGAGCUGCACAAGGGCGAUCAGAUCCUCAGCGUGAAUGGUGUUGACCUGCGUAUGGCCACACACGAACAGGCAGCUGCAGCAUUGAAGAACGCUGGCCAGACAGUGACCAUCAUCGCUCAGUACCGACCCGAUGAGUACAGCCGUUUUGAGGCUAAAAUCCAUGACUUGAGGGAACAGCUGAUGAACAGCAGCAUGGGAUCUGGGACCACGACGCUAAGAAGCAACCCAAAGAGAGGCUUCUACAUCAGGGCUCUUUUUGACUAUGACAAGACUGCGGACUGUGGCUUCCUCAGUCAAGCACUGGGCUUCAGGUUUGGAGAUGUGCUGCAUGUGUUGGACUGCGGAGAUGAGGAGUGGUGGCAGGCCCGUAAAGUCAGCCCCCAGAAUGAGGCUGAAGAGGUCGGCUUCAUCCCUAGCAAGCUCAGGGUGGAAAGAAAAGAGUGGUCUCGUGUUAACACCAAAGAGAGGGACCAUGGUCGAGAUACUUUGAGCACUCAAGGGAGAGAUAAACCAUCACACAGUUAUGAGACAGUCACCCAAGUGGAAGUUCAUUAUGCGAGGCCCAUCAUCAUUCUGGGUCCUGUGAAGGACAGGAUAAAUGACGACCUGUUGUCUGAGUUUCCUGAUAAGUUUGGAUCUUGUGUACCACACACCACGCGGCCCAAGAGGGAAUAUGAGGUGGAUGGACGGGACUAUCACUUUGUGUCUUCACGGGAACAGAUGGAGAAGGACAUCCAGAGCCAUCGAUUCAUCGAGGCAGGCCAGUACAACAGUCACCUGUACGGCACCAGUGUCCAGAGUGUCCGUGAGGUGGCUGAGCAGCAGGGGAAACACUGCAUCCUGGACGUAUCGGCCAAUGCUGUGCGCAGACUACAAGCAGCUCAGCUUCAUCCUAUCGCCAUCUUUGUCCGGCCCAAGUCACUGGAGAAUGUCCUAGAGAUCAACACUCGCCUGACAGAGGAGCAGGCCAGGAAAGGAAUGGACCGAGCCCUCAAACUAGAACAAGACUUCCUAGAGUGUUUCUCAGCUGUCGUGGAAGGGGACAGCUUUGAAGAGGUCUAUCACAAAGUAAAGACAGUGAUCGAGGAGCAAUCAGGGCCUUACAUCUGGAUCCCCACUCGGGAGAGGCUGUGAUGCUGCACCCGCCCAACCGCCCCUCCCUCACAACCACCAACCGACACCACCCUUCACCCUCACAGCCAAGCCAGCCUCGCCUGCGUGUCUGUCCUCCAGCAAAGUCAGUGCUUAGGCAAUCACUGAGAAUGACACAGAGAGACAAAUGCAUACUAAGACAAACACAGAAACAGAGACAAACACAGGAAGUGACACAGCGAGACAAAGACUGAUACCAAAAAAGAGACUCUGAGACAGAUGUGAACACAGUCAUGUGUAAUUAAACUGAAAGAGACUGAGAGAAAAGACUUAAUCAGUAUUCCACUUUAAUGAGGCAGGACUGAGUAUUAAAGCCCUGAUCACACUUAGCAUUAAAAUGCAUCUUGGCCACAAGUAGACAGCUCUAAAUACAGCUGUGACUGCACCCAAAACUGGGGAUGUAAAUGUCAUAAACACAGUUGAUUUAGCGAUGCCAAACAACUUAGUGUGUAAUGUGUGUUUUUUCUCUUUAGAUGCAGUUGCAGCUUCUCAACAGAUAAACAAAUCAACUCAAAUGUGAAGCGGAAUCCAAUCAUAAGUGAUUACUCGAGAGAUUUCUGAUGCAUUUUGAUGCCAGGUGUGAACUACAGUCUAUGUCAUCUGGAUCUAGACACAGUCUGGAUAUACUGGCAGGGCUUGAAAGAGAGUAGAGGGUGACCCAGCAGGGAUGGACCCCGAGGUAGUAUUAAGACCACCUCACCCUCCCCAUCCCUCGGAAGUCUCACGCCCCCACUGAACACCUCCACGCGCCUAUGUCUGAGAUGGAGGUGCCCCAAAAAGACACCGACCCCUCUUUUUAUAUGACCUCCAGGCUUUCUCUCCUCCUCCUCCUCCUGUCAGCUCUGCCUUGUUUCAGGCAGGAAAGGGGGAAGACUGAGAACAGGGGGCCCAGAUCCUGCUGAGUCCCUCUUGACCAGGAGUCCUUUCAUGGCAAAGAGUCCUUUUUUUCGUGAAUCUCUUCUUGGUUCUGGGUGUGAACCCAGACUUACACCUCAGUGACCAAGACUGACAUUUGCUCAAUCACCCAUGUUGAAUAUUGCGAGGCAUUAUUUAAAGGCAGUUCAAAUAAUUAUAAUGAUAAAAACUCAUAUGCUGAAUUUGUGCAUGCAUCCUCAAAGACAAUGGAGACAGGAGACAAAAACUAUGGAAAAAUCUGACUUAAAAAAAAAAAGAAAGAAAAAUAUAAAAUAAAAAGAAAGGCAAGUAGGUAGGGUGUGUUCUCCUUCGCCACCUCCUGAUUGUGGAGGAGUUUUUUUAGCAUGUCUCAUGAAGGAAGAAGAGAAGAGAGAUGAGGUCAUGAGAUAUGGUCAUGAGAGGCCAGUCCUGAAGUCCUGAGCACAGUAGAUGCUCUGACAUCCAGUUUAGCCUCUGCUCUCUUAUACACACACACUCACGCACCAACACAGAAGCACACACACUCACUUAUCCACCGACACACACACAUACACAUACACACACAGACACACACACACACACACACACACACACACACACACACACACACACACACACGUAGAGUUGUAACCUCAGCUGUAACCUAGCACACUCCUCUACAGGGGGACUGGCUGUUCUGACCUGCUAGUCAGAAUCCAGGAUGAAUGUUAUCUCUCUAGGCACAAACAGCAGAGCUGUUAGCUUCAUCGCACCACAGCCAACUCACCGAUCACUCUUCCAAAAGAAUCCCUCAGCCGCAGACGUACACACUGUUUCCAGUGGCCGCAGUAAAAGCCAUGGCAUGUGUGUGUGUCUGUGUCAGCUUGUGUGUGCGUGUAUGUGUGUGUGUGUGUGUGUGUGUGUGUACGUGCGUGUGCGUCUCCUUGUGUGCGCUUUUGUGCACAUCCAUGUGUGGAAACUCCUCUGUGUGGGAGGAAUAGGUCUUCUUUUAUUCUCUCUCUUCCACUUUUUCUCUGCUUCUUUCUCCCUCUUGUGUCCACGCGAAUUAAAUCUAAGUCAUGUUUAACAAAUAAAUGGCCUAUAUAUAUAAAUAUAAAUAUAAAUAUAAAUAUAAAUAUAUAUAUAUAUAUAUCUUUUUUAUGACAAUUUCUAACGGGACUAAGUCUGUAAAAAUCAACAUCUACAAACAAUAUUCCAUUGAUUUCUUUGGGUAAUAUUGCUGUUUGGUUGUUGAAUUUACUCACGUUCCCAUUUUAUUGUUGUAAGACGCAGCAAAAAGAAAUAACUGAACUGUUCCAGUCGAUGUAAAGCAGACCUCACACUAGAGCUUUGAAUUGACAGAAUUGACAUGUUCUUGUAUAAGAAUUGAGACACAUGUACAAUGCAGCUAUGUGUGUGUGUGUGUGUGUGUGUGUGUGUGUGUGUGUGUGUGUGUGUGUGUGUGUGUGUGUGAGACCGUGUGCGUGCACCUACGUGUGUUUACUGCUUGUGUGUGCGGGUGACAAGAAGGUUUGUGUUAUAAAUACAAUAUAUAAAUGAUACUAUAUGAGAACAUCUAUCCUUUAUAACAUCCACUGGUGGUUAUAAUGUGUAAUACAUAAAUGGUGUGGUGUGCAUAUGUGUGUGUGUGCCAGAGCGAGAGAGUGAGACACGCACAUGAAGAUGUAGUGCAAUAUUGCUAUGAUGUUAUGCAAUGAAGAUGGUUUUACAUGUGUCUAAGAUAUAAAACAAAAAGAGUAUUUAUAAAGUUUGCACUGACGGCAUUUAAUGCUUCAGGUAUCAGCAGGAAAAAGAUGGUGAGUGGAAGCAUAGGGACUUUGAGGUUUUAUGAGCAUGUGUUUGUAUUUACUUAUAAUUUGUCCUGAAUUAUAAGAGUGAUUAUAAGAGUGAAGGUGGAAGUAUUGAUGGAAGUGACCAUUCAUAUUUAUUGUUUUUUUAUAUUUGUUCACUUGCUUCUCUCAGCUCAUGGUGGAACAGCUGAAGCCUGUGAAUGACAAGUAUCAAUUUCUGUUUUUGGUCAUGGUUUAUUAUUUAUUUAGAACUGUCACUGGUUCCAUCUCAAGUCUGUAUAUUUUUGUAAUUUUUUUUUUUUUUCCACAUUGAGAGAGCUUUUGGGUUUUGGCCAGAAAUGCUGUAAAUAUAAUAGAGAUGUUGGCGUGCCGUGUGGCUUUAGAUUUAGCCGUGCACACUGCUGAUCCGAAUCCAUCAGAGCCACAGCCCAGUUUAACUGCUCAAACACAGAAACAACAUCUGCACACUGCAGGUGGGCAACACACACACACACACACACACACACACACACACAGACACACACACACACACACACACACUAACACACUAACACACAAACACACACACACACACACACACACAUACAAACACAUACACACACAAAGAUAUCAGCACGUCCACACAUCCAUUUACAUUUACACAUUGAGAGAAUCACAGAAACAACAACACAUGGCAACACAUCCAUGAAUGGAAUAAUAUGUUUUCAAUUUCUUUAUUUGAGGGUUCAAUGUAUUUCUUAAUAUCUCUCUCAGCCAUCCGUAUCAUAGUGUGAUAUUCCUUAUAAAAUAUAUGAAUUUUUACAGAAAAGACUGAUUACAAACUUACAACAAAGUCAACUGAUGCAGAAAAAUAUAUUUAACAAUGACAAUAUCAAGCAAAAUAAAAUGUUCCAGUUCAGUGAAGCGCUUGUUGUAAAUUAGCUAUAAAAUAAUAAAAUGAAUUUAAAAAUGCUUUCUGAAA